Folsomia candida is the source of this 3247-nucleotide messenger RNA. RefSeq names its product lysine-specific demethylase 3A (gene Kdm3). The record is from RefSeq and is a predicted model, not a curated record. Gene Ontology annotation, biological process: regulation of transcription by RNA polymerase II. NCBI's taxonomy places the organism in Eukaryota, Metazoa, Arthropoda, Collembola, Entomobryomorpha, Isotomidae. Gene Ontology annotation, molecular function: chromatin DNA binding; histone H3K9 demethylase activity; transcription coregulator activity. Gene Ontology annotation, cellular component: chromatin; histone deacetylase complex. The coding region runs from base 275 to 3010 and encodes 911 amino acids. The transcript is spliced from 9 exons.
GUUACUACUCGAUCCCAGUUUGACUUAUUGUCGUUUGGUCUACGUGCGAAUUUUUGGCUCUCAUUUUUUGUGAUUUUUAAUUUGUAAUUUGUACCCUGUUUUAUCUUAUUGUCUUCUUUCGAUAACCCCAAAUCUGUGUGGUAUCCAUCUCCUCAGUAAUUGUGUCAGAGAGAGUCGAAAUUCUCACUAAAAAGAUUUUAAAGAAAUCGCAAGUCGAGUUGAAACUUUCAACUUGAAAGUAAAUUUUUAACCACAUCAAAAAGUCGGAUUUCACAUGAGUCGUGAAAUUGAUGAUCAGUUGGAGGAAGGGGGCGAAAGUAGGAUGGAGGGUGGCAUUGUCGUCGCUAGUGGCGAAGAAAUUUUGGAGGUUAUCGAACCAUUUGUAGCAGCAGAAGAGGAGGGGGACGUGAUGGCGGAGUCGGAAAUUAAGAAUGGAGACUGUCCGGCCCCUGACCAGAAUGGGGGCGGAAUUGGUGUCCCUAUUAUUGUAAUUGAGGAUGACGCGGCUGGGGAAACGGAAGUCUUGAGGGUGGAGAAUGAUGUCGUCGACCCCGUAAACCAGAAUCGCGGAAUUAAAAGGAAACGAAAUUGUGACCCUUUCGUUCAAGACGUGUCUUGUUGGAAAGCAUCAAAGUUUUUACCACGAUGCAGAGAUUGUGCUGUCCGUUCUGCUGAUGAUGUGGUCACUCUUCAAGAGUGUCGAUUCCAACAUUUUCGGAAACUUGUUCGAAAAUCGUCAGAUGGUCCGGAAAAGAAAAGAUUUUAUGUCGAGUUUGAUGGAUUCUGUGACCCCGAAACGGAUCCUAAUAAGGACGAUCGACAACUAUACAUCCCCAAUCCGCUCAAUCCACCAGAAGACUUGCCUGUCGAUGUUUGCAAACAACUUCUCGAGCAUUUAGGCGACCAGGUCUGCGCCCUAAUUCGUCACGAAGAGGAAGCCUUGCUUAUCGAGCAGUCCUUCACCAAAACAAGAUUACCCAUCGCGUGGAAGCGAAUGGUUGAAGAUAUCCGAGAAGUGUGCGACGUCUGCGCCACCACGCUAUUCAACUAUCAUUGGAUUUGUCCACAGUGUGGCUUCGUCGCCUGUAUUGACUGUUUCAAGACGAGGAGAGAAAAGGACACAACGGAACAACAGGAAACUAUACCUCCACCACAACAACCCAAUAAUAGCGAGGAUGCACGCAAGGACAAAUACAAUUGGCUCUUAUGUACUCAUGUUGUCGGAAGGUCAGGGGUUCCUCGCCCCCACGAAUUUGAAAAUUUACAACUAACCCAAAUCAUUCCGGGUAAUGGCUUGAAAGAAUUUGGAAAAUUGGUUCAUAAACUCAGAGCCGCAAAUAAUAUUCCACAACACUGCUGUUCCGAAUACAACCUGGAUGACUGUACCUCUUCCCCCUUCCCCUGCUCUUCGUUGAAUGGGUUGAUCACGACGACAACUAAUGGCGCCAGCAGUCAGAUGGACACCACCACAACAGCCACAUUUUCCGAUAGCACUGACAUUGAAAAAGAGAAGGUGGCCAUCACACCCACGACAACUAGUGAUGCUAAUAAGAUGGACGAAUCCGAUGAUGAUGAUGAUGCACUCAGUUUUUCAUUCGCUCCAACUAUAGAAACUACAGUUAUUGUCGACAAUGGACAAGCAAGUACCACAACCACGACUGAUGAAGCUACAGCAACUUCACAGAAUGCAAGAUUAUCGUCUACAGAUGAAGAUAGCAACAAAGCUCAAGAAGAGAAUAACGGUAAAAAUGAGGAAGGAGAUUCAGAACAAUUCCGAUCCCGAUGGAAGUCAUACUAUAAAAAGAAAAGUGUUGCUCGCAAGGUCUUUAGUUAUACCGAGACCAUCAAACAGUACCCCGGCUUGGAACACUCGUGGCUUGUUUCCGGAACACUGCUGCGCCUUGAAAAUCCGGAUCAUGAAAAAAACGGAGAGAUUUUCCAGGAAGUUUGGAAACGUGGUCAACCCGUCCUUGUGUCAAAUGUAGGAAAUAAACUGUCAUCUGACCUCUGGUCGCCGGAAUCAUUUUUGAAAGAGUAUGGUGAACAAGUGAAUGACCUCGUCAACUGCUUGACCGGAUAUACCCUACGGAAACAAAAAAUUAAAAAGUUCUGGCAAGGUUUCUCCGACGUUAAGCAACGAAUGUUGGAUGAGUCUGGAGAACCAAUGCUGCUCAAGUUGAAGGACUGGCCGGCGACAGAAGACUUUGCCAAGUUUAGUCCCACCCGGUUCGACGACCUCAUGAAAGCUCUGCCCUUGAAAGAGUAUACUCAUCGGACGGGACGACUCAACUUGGCGGCGCGUCUCCCCAGCAAUUUCUUUAUCAGGCCAGACCUCGGGCCGAAAAUGUAUAUUGCAUAUGGCGACGGCAAAAAUUUAGAAAAAGGAACUACUGUACUGCAUUUGGACAUGUCCGAUGCUGUAAAUUGUAUGGUGUAUGUGGGACAGCCAAAAAAUGCGGAUCCAGAAUAUGAAAAGUCCAUUCAGAAAGCGAUAAAGGAGUCUGAUUGUGACGCAAAGAUGAUUCAUCGAGCGACCAAGGAUAAUGAGCUUCCUGGCGCCCUUUGGCACAUUUAUAGACCUUGGGACGCUGAAAAAAUCAGAGAUCUUCUAAACAAAGUAUGUAUCGAAAAAGGCAACAUCCCUGCGCCAAAGCACGACCCCAUUCACGAUCAAGUAAUGUAUCUGGAUGCAGAUUUGAGAAACCGUUUGCGACGAGAGUACAAUGUCGAUGGAUUUGCAAUCCUUCAAUGCGCUGGUGACGCAGUGUUCAUACCUGCUGGGGCUCCUCAUCAGGUGCGGAAUCUCUACAAUUGCAUUAAAAUUGCAGAAGAUUUUGUUUCUCCCGAAAAUGUUAGCCAUUGCUUCCAAUUGACUGAAGAGUUUCGAAAUCUGAGCGAUACUCACAUCAACCAUGAAGACAAAUUGCAGAUUAAGAACAUUGUCUAUCACGCGGUGAAAGAUGCCAUGUCAGUACUGAUGAGCAAAUCUACCCUCUUAAACAAUAAGUGAGUAUUAUAAUUGUUGUGGUGUUAAUUGAUUGUUUUCUUAUUUCUAAAUGUUUGACGAAUAUUCUAAAUAUUACUGGUUAGUUAUUUUAAAAAAUUGAACUAAAUAUUUGCACGAUAUAAUCUCAAGUUUCAUGUAUUAUUCAUUUUACUGUCUUCAUUAGCUCGUACUAACAAUGAUUAUAAGAUUGUUCUUUUAUAAUAUGAAUAGAAAUUAAAUCUCGUUUUGUAUAACUAAAAA